AUGAAGUUCCAACCUUCGCGGCCGUCCUCUGACGGCUUCCUCGUCAAGCAGCUCCGGAAGAUCAUCCCAUUAUGCAUUGCCGGCAUUUUCAUCUUACUAUACCGCAAUGCCGUGACUGGUGGCUCUGCAGAGUCUGCACCAUCCGUUGUGGGCAAGUUUCCACGAAAGAUCUGGCAAUCGUGGAAAGUCGGCCCUCUCUCCUUUGAACUGAGGGAUUCGGAUCGGGCGAAGACGUGGACGGUGAAAAAUCCAGGAUAUCGAUACGAGGUGCUCACCGAUGACAAUGCCAUGCACUAUGUGGAAGAUCACUUCGGUCCGCUAGGUCUCAAUCGACCGGAUAUUGUGCAUACCUACAAGUCACUCAAUGACCCAAUCAUCAAGUCCGACCUACUACGGUACCUCAUCAUGUAUGCGGAAGGCGGAGUGUACGCGGACAUUGACGUCGAAGCCCUGAAGCCUUUGGAGCUCUUCAUUCCCGAUCGAUUCGACGAGAGAGAUAUCGACAUGGUGAUUGGCGUGGAGACGGACGAGCCGAGCUUCUUGGGCCACCCUGUCCUUGGCUCCAAGUCGCAAUCGUUCUGCCAAUGGACCUUUAUUUGCAAACCACGGCUUCCUGUAAUGAUGAGGUUAAUUGACGGCAUCCUUGCCUGGCUCAAUGAAAUGGCCAAGAAGCAGGGCAAAACAAUCUCGGAGCUCGAAUUGGAUUUCGACGAAGUCAUAAGCGGCACAGGGCCUUCUGCGUUCACCCAGGCCAUUCUUGCGGAAAUCUCCAAGCUUCGUGGCGAAGAUACGACAUGGGAGCACUUCCACAGCAUGCUAGAGUCGAAGGUCGUUGGACGAGUCCUCGUGCUGACGGUGGAAGCCUUUGCCGCCGGUACGGGGCACUCGGACUCUGGUAACCACGGCGGCAAGAGCGCGCUCAUCAAACACCACUUCCACGCCUCGUCGUGGCCGACGAGCCACCCUCGCUACAAGCAUCCCGUCUACGGUGAGGUGGAGAAGUGCAACUGGAACCCCGAAUGCGUCAAGCUCUGGGAUGCGAAUACAAAGUUCUUCGAUUCGCUUCCGGCGCAGGAGCAGGUGAAAUUGAUUGCGAUGAAGGAGUUGGAGGAUGCCAAUGCACCCAAGCCCGAGGAGGAAGCGCCGUUCGGUCAAGGCGGAGCGAAGCAGCCUGACGGUGCUGUCCCGAUACAGGCACCGUUCGUCGACGAGCCGGAGGGCUGGUAUCAAGGCGGUCCUGACGAUUUUGAGGACGAUCUCCAGGAAGACUUCAGGAUGCCGGCAGCACAACCGGUGGCCAAGCCUGAAGUCAAGGCUGACAUCAAGCCCGAUGCGAAACCGGAAACCAAGCCCGAAGCAAAACCCGACUCCAAACCUCAAGACAAGAAUGUUGACGGCAAACCAGAUGCCAAACUGGAAGUCAAAGACUCUAAAGUUGAACCCAAGCCGGAUGCCAAAGCUGAACCCAAGCCGGAGCCAAAGCCCGAAGUCAACGGUGAAGGCAAGGCUGGCGCGGUAUGGGGAUGA
Capronia epimyces CBS 606.96 is the source of this 1527-nucleotide messenger RNA. RefSeq lists its product as uncharacterized. The record is from RefSeq and is a predicted model, not a curated record. Bases 1 to 1527 code for a protein of 508 amino acids. The transcript has 2 exons. NCBI's taxonomy places the organism in Eukaryota, Fungi, Ascomycota, Eurotiomycetes, Chaetothyriales, Herpotrichiellaceae. Gene Ontology annotation, biological process: protein N-linked glycosylation. Gene Ontology annotation, molecular function: alpha-1,6-mannosyltransferase activity. Gene Ontology annotation, cellular component: mannan polymerase complex.